Colletotrichum siamense is the source of this 1983-nucleotide messenger RNA. RefSeq names its product Transcription factor vib-1 (gene vib-1-0). Gene Ontology annotation, biological process: meiotic cell cycle; positive regulation of transcription by RNA polymerase II. Bases 1 to 1983 code for a protein of 660 amino acids. The transcript has 3 exons. Lineage: Eukaryota; Fungi; Ascomycota; Sordariomycetes; Glomerellales; Glomerellaceae. Gene Ontology annotation, cellular component: nuclear chromosome. The record is from RefSeq and is a predicted model, not a curated record. Gene Ontology annotation, molecular function: DNA-binding transcription factor activity; DNA binding.
AUGGCAGAGUUGAAAGAGCCGGCGCAUUCCAGUCUUUGGUCCAACUAUGGAAGUCCCGUCCAGAUGGCGUCUCGAUUCAACAACAGCCUGGAUUCCGGCCUCGGAGGCCAUGCCGCCAACUCGCCACACGCAGGCCGCCCAAGAAGCCACCACCCGAGCGUAGACCACGGCUCCUACCCGUACGGUCGCUACCCCCAGGAUGAAUCUGAUGCGUACGACAGGCACGCGCAUCCAAGCCUGUCCUCCCACCACAGCUUCCCCAACCUGAAGAGGCCGUACUCCCAUACCGAGCAGCCUCCUUACCAGGAGAUUGUCCAGGAUCUGAGGGACGACGGGUCCAAGCUGACGGUGAACCACGACCACAAGCUGCUAUCCUUCAAGAGAGUGCAGGAUAAGCACACGAUUCUUGACCAGCAUGGGCGCAUGCAGCAGCUGGAGCUGUCUGCCCAGCUCCACGGAAUGUUCUUCCUCUCCGAGAUGCCCACCAACACCAACGACGGCACCAUCAUCCAGCCCGAGCUUACCUGCUACCGACGAAACCUCUUCCAGAUCAGCGGCUCUCUGAUCACCCCGCGCGGCCAGCUCUCGGUCGUCACCGAGACUGGCGAGACUGUUCCCGUCAGCAACACCGAAGUCACCAUCUCCGCUAUCGAGUCGGUCGAUGGCCAUCCCGUCCGUCUCAUCGUCAUUCCCUGGAAGACGCCCCCACCCAACUCCCCCGAGAUCUCCCAGACCGCGGACCAAGAGCCAGCAUCACUUCCCCUGAUCCCCUUCCAAGAGGACGGCUCCGAGGCCGAUGGAGAAUAUGCCGUAUACCCCAUCGGGUGGCGCCGAUUGCAGUUCAGAAUCGCUACCGCGAACAACGGCAGAAGGAAGGAACUGCAGCAGCACUUUGUGCUCCAUCUCAAGGUCGUCGCCACGCUGGCCAACGGCAGCAAGGUCGUGCUUACGGAAUCGACAACGGCUCCCAUCGUUGUGCGUGGCCGCAGCCCGCGCAACUUCCAAGCCAGGAAAGAGAUUCCUCUGCUCGGCUCCAGCGCUGGCUCAAGAGGCCAGGCCUUGGUCGAGACCGGAUUGGGUAUCGUGGCAGGACCGUUGGCAGUCAAGCCGCAAGAAGCCAAGGCAAGAGGGUUGGAUAUGCAGAUGCCCCGCUCCGCCUUCACCUUCAGCGCCGGAGGGCCCAAGAUGCCAGGAGCCCCGAUGACAGCUAUGAGAUCAAACUCCUACCCUAACUGGGGCUCCACGAACCCCGUGUCCAUGUCUCAACUGCCACCGUCCGGCUCGGGAGGUUACCCGGCGACCUCCAUGGCAGGAGAGCCUUACCAUAAGGUCCCUCUCUCGGGCGGAACCAGCUUCAGUGCUGAACCGCAAGACAUGCCUCUCCAAACAUCAAUGCCAUCGGUCCAGCUGUCGUUGGUAGCAAACGAGCAGCAGCAGCCCCCUAUCAGGACCCAAUAUGCGUACGUCCAGAGCACUACCGCCCCGCCUCCCCUCUCCGUUUCGACGACUGCGAUGGCGAGCUCGGACAAUGCGCUGAACGUCCCAAGAUACGUCGACAACCCGAGGCCCACCAAGAGCCCCAGGCACGCGAGUGUCCCUUCCAUCCACAGCACUGGCUCUCUUCCCAACGAUUCGUCGCCCGAGUACCGAUACGGCUCGUCGUACGGAGCCGUCGGCAGCAACGCCAGCGAGAUCCCGCCACCUGCCUACAAGCAGGAGCCUGCUGCCUCCCACCCCGGCCCCGCCCGAGACUACUACCCUCCCGCGAGCUCGUGGACAACAACAGCCGGCGAGCCCGCCUCGACCGUUGCCUACACCAGCGGCGAGGGACGGCCGUACGCCUUCCCCGACCAAUACGCCAGCGGAGGUUCAGCGCCGUCAACCAAGCAGGAGGCCGCUGCCCCUCCAGCACCCGGAUCAUACAGCAGCGCACACCGGGGUUCCUUUGACGGCAUGAACCACUACUCCUGGAACACUAAUUAG